This is a messenger RNA of Puccinia triticina, 258 nucleotides long. RefSeq lists its product as uncharacterized. Lineage: Eukaryota; Fungi; Basidiomycota; Pucciniomycetes; Pucciniales; Pucciniaceae. The record is from RefSeq and is a predicted model, not a curated record. The coding region runs from base 1 to 258 and encodes 85 amino acids. The transcript has 2 exons.
AUGCUGGCCUCCGCAAGUUCCCAGCCUCCCAUGGACAAGCAAUGCCCCAAUGCCUACCAUCACACUGAUGCCCCGGCCUUUACAACCUCAUCCCCCCAUGGCCAAGAACCACUCCACUACAUGGUCCGGCAAGAUGAUGACUCCGGCACACUCUCAGAUUGGCCCCCCACCCUUGGCAUAUCCAAUCUCUCCGGUGCCUGGAGUCAACAAUCACCAGCCAUGGGCUCCGAGCCCAAUUGGCUCCAACGCCAGGCCUAG